GACGUGCUGGUAGAAGAGGAAAGGAUGACAGGGGUUUGGUCAUCCAAAUGCUGGAUGAGAAGAUGGAGCCCGCCAUCUGUAAGGGUAUACUGUACGGGUGAGUACGAUGCAGUUCUAAAGAGUGUAGAUAUAGAAGGUUGACCUGCUGAACCAAGAUGAUUGCAACGUUGCUGUCGAGAUCUCCGACUUACACCAGUGCGCUGUUUUAUGUGCUUUCUCCAGUGAUCCGGAUCCACUGAAUUCGAGCUAUCGAAUUUCCUACAAUAUGCUCUUGAAUCUAAUGAGGGUAGAAGAUGUCGAACCCGAAUAUCUAUUGCGCGCAUCUUUCCACCAGUUCCAGCGCGAAAAGGAAGCCCCAGCACUCUUAGCUCAGGCAGACGAUUUCAUGACGCAGGCGGAAAAUGUAGAUCUUGGAUCGGAAGAAGAAUCUGCGUUGGCCAAGGAGUACUACAAGAUGGAUCAACAGCUACUACUGACUAAAAGAAAGGUGGCGAGCAUAGCACAGAAACCGGAAUAUAUUGUCAAAUUUCUCCAGGUGGCAGGAAGAUUCCUUGACGUCAGCAUUGAUGGAGAACAAUAUGGAUGGGGUGUACUGACCUCGUUCAAGAAACGAGGCGGUGGAUCUGCAGGGGAAGCUGGCAAACUCGCAUCCUUGUCCAAUCGGCCAACGUAUACCAUUGAGGUCCUUCUUCGAUGCGUGGAUCGUCAUUUUGAUUCGGUAGAUGAGAAGGCUAUGAAAGAGGAUCGCUCAAAUGCCACAUUGCUGUGGAGAGGCACGUCAAAAAGUUGCCGACCACCAAAGCCCGGAGACGACGAGAAACUCAUUUCUAUGAGAGUUUUCACCAUUGGGUUGGAACAUAUUGACAGAGUUUCCGCGGUUCGAAUAUUUACUCCGACCGCGAUUCAAUCUCCCGAGGCUCGAAAGAAAGUAUCCAUGGCCGUGAAAGAGGUCAAGAAACGUUUUCCCGAUGGCAUCCCAUUGUUGGAUCCUAUCAAAGAUCUGAAGAUAAAAGACUCGAACUUCACAACGCUAAUGGAGCGAGCAGACGCCCUUAGCAAGAGACUCGCAGCGCAUAAAUUGACUACCGAGUUUCCCGAAGAAACUCGAGUCCGUUUGAUAAAGGCGUACGAGGACCGGAUGGAUCUGAAAGAGCGAUCCCGGGUGCUACGACAAGAAGCGAAAAGCUUUCAAACCAUGGCAAUGAAGGAUGACUUGAAAAAGAUGAAACGCGUCCUGAAGAAACUCGGCCACGUGGAUGCCAACGGCGUCAUUCAAACGAAAGGAAGGACGGCUUGUGAAAUCAAUACAGCGGACGAACUAGUCGUGACGGAACUAAUCUUUACUGGAGUUUUCAAAACACUUACGGUCGAGCAAUGCGUUGCACUUCUAUCUGCAAUGACAUUCGGUGAACCUAUGAAAGACGACGAAGCUACACAAGGAAUGAAGAGUUUUUUGCUAAAUCCAUUUUACAAGUUGCAAGAGGUAGCCAAAACCGUGGUACAGAUGCAGAUCUCGUGCAACCUGGAUGUCGACGAGGACGAAUUCUUGAACAAGUUCAACCCUGCGAUGUAAGUUGUUACCGGAAAGAAACGAAUGCACUAUCGCUUGUUUUUCACCAGAAUGCAAUGAUUACAAAAUUUCUUGUUGCGUCGGCGAAUCUUCUUGAGCCGCGUUGCACUGCAACGGAGCUCGUCGUUUUGCGUCACGGGGCAACCUUAAAUACAUUGAAGAAUUUGAAAUGCGACCAUACUCUCUGAGCGCUCUGGUGUUGUACGCAUAUUCUAUGCUUGCAUGUUUUGCUUCCAAUACUCUCGCAAACUCACUAGCCCGUUGUUCUUUCCCAAACGAAUGAUUGCAUAUCUGUAGGAUGGAAGCCGUGUUCCAGUGGUGCAAGGGGGUGAAGUUUUUGGAUGUGCAAAAACUGACGGGUUCGUUCGAAGGGACCACAAUCCGCACACUCCGCCGGUUGGAAGAGCUGGUUCGCCAAAUUUGCACCGCCGCCAAAGCAAUAGGCGACCACGAACUGGAAGCCAAGUUUGAAGAAGGUAGCAAGCUACUGAAACGGGACAUUGUCUUUUGCAGCUCUCUUUAUUUGUAAAGUAAUACAAUGCUACUUAAUAU
Pseudo-nitzschia multistriata is the source of this 2122-nucleotide messenger RNA. The record is from the annotation of a GenBank genome assembly. Lineage: Eukaryota; Bacillariophyta; Bacillariophyceae; Bacillariales; Bacillariaceae.